Molecule: messenger RNA, 1772 nt
Organism: Aegilops tauschii subsp. strangulata
Lineage: Eukaryota; Viridiplantae; Streptophyta; Magnoliopsida; Poales; Poaceae
Product: glutathione S-transferase F10
Biological process (GO): glutathione metabolic process
Cellular component (GO): cytoplasm
Molecular function (GO): glutathione transferase activity; glutathione binding
Source: RefSeq, a predicted model, not a curated record
ACAGGCACUACUCCUGAUAAAUCAGUUCUGUUCUUCUACCAUAUAGAACAUAUUGGGGAUGCAAUCCCAGUAUGUUUUUCCUUCCAUCAGACCAACGGUUGAAUUAUACCUGACUCCAUAUGGGAGACAUUACUUUAUGUCGAAAUUUUUAUUCUUGUACCCUGACAGAAGCCAUCAGAUUCAUCACAGCUGGUACUUGAUGCCAAUCUUCUUACUUAUCCUAGCCAAAUUCUAUCUAUCAAUUGUCCAAAACCAUCCGUGCAACAUCAUGAGCUCCUCACAUACUGUUUUUUUUCUCUCAGUCAAGUUAUCAAAGACUGGAUUAUAAACAUAUACCUGACUAGUGACUCCAUACGGUGGACGUUUCUUUUAUCGAAAUAAUUAUUCUUGUACUCUGACAGAAAUCAUCAGAUCUUCGUUACUGCUGGUACUUGAUGCCAGUCUUCUCACUUAUCCAAGCCAAAUUCUCUCCAUCAAUUAUCCCAAACCAUCCAUACAACAUCACGAGCUCCUCAUAUAUUGCUUUUUCUCAGUCAAGUAAUCAAAGACUGGAUUGUACAUAAACGAUGCUAUAUAUUUUGCAGGGCUUGUUUGCUACAACAGACACUAUGAUUGCUGCAAGCAAGAAUCCAGAACCACACUUUCUCUUUACACUUUCCCUUUCCAAUUGUAAAAUAUUGUGCUAGGUAGCAAGAGCAAGGCAAGUAUGGAAUUCCACCUUUUCUUUCUUCAAAUACCUUGCAUUGAAACAUGCUGUCACCAUUGCUCAUUGCCAUUGCAUAGCCUGACAAAGAGAUCAAUCAAGCCAAAGAGAAAGGAUGGCUUCAGGCUUGCAAGUGUUUGGCCAGCCAGCAUCCACCGAUGUUGCCAGGGUUCUGACAUGCCUCUUUGAGAAGAAUUUGGAGUUUGAUCUCGUCCGCAUCGACACAUUCAAGAGGCAGCACAAGCUUCCUGAGUUCAUCAGGCUGCGCGAUCCAAGUGGACAAGUGACAUUCAAGCAUGGUGACAAGACUCUUGUCGACCCAAGGGCUAUUUGCCGGUACCUCUGUACCCAGUUCCCAAACCAGGGAAACAGGAACCUCUAUGGGACUGGCUCUCUGGAACGGGCAUCAAUAGAACAGUGGCUGCAAGCAGAGGCUCAGAGCUUCAACCCUCCCAGCUCGGCCCUCGUGUUUCAGCUGGCAUUUGCUCCUCUUCUGGAAAUCCCUCAGGACCACAUGGUCAUUGCAGAGAAUGAGAGGAAGCUUCAGCAAGUCCUCAAUGUUUACGACGAAAUACUCUCGAAGAAUGAGUACCUGGCUGGCGACGAGUUCACCCUGGCUGACCUCUCUCAUCUUCCGGACUCGCAGUACCUUGUGAGCUCGGAGAGGGGGAUGAAGCUCUUCACCUCCAGGAAGAAUGUGGCGAGGUGGUUUGACCAAAUCUCGAGCCGCAAGGCGUGGGAGCAGGUUGUCAAGAUGCAGAUGGAGCAUCCUGGUGCCUUUGAGUAACGCCUUGGUGGUGGCAAGCAAGUAUUUUGAGUUCAUCUUGAAGAGCUCUCUACGUUUAUCGAUCUUACUUUCAUGUGUUCUUUGGUCAUCAUUGCUACUUGUGCUGUCGUCGUUUACCGAAUCCUCAUCCACGUUUUCUUGUGAACCAGAAUAAUAUGAGCCGUGAUGUGUUAUGUACAUUGCGCUGUUUAAAAUGCUUUUGCCCUGAACAUUGCGCCGUGAUGUGUUAUGUACAUUGUGAUGUGUUAUCUACUGAAUAAAAUUAUCUGUUUGUUUUUCACA